AUGGUUUCGUUUUUUAAGUCAAAAAGUUUAUGGGAACCAGAUAGACUUGUAUGUAAAUCAGGUCGUGUUGAUAUUUUUAUACAAAAUCGACCUAUUGUUUGGAGUCGUACAUGUGCAGAUUGGUAUUCAAAUUUAAUUUCAGCUUCAUGGAUAUCAGUAUUAGCGUUAAUCAUGGCAGUAUUUCUAAUAAGUUGGACAUUAUUUGCUCUUGUUUGGUAUGUUAUUGCUUUUUACAAUGGAGAUUUUCAACCUGAUCAUCUUCGACCAAAUACUGAUCAUCGUCCAUGUCUUGUUAAUGUUGGAAAUAGUUUUUUAGCUUUUUUUCUUUUUUCAUUAGAAACUCAACAUACAAUUGGUUAUGGAUAUAGACAUGUUAAUGAUGAAUGUAAAGCAGGAGUUAUUCUAUUAAUGAUUCAAUCGGCAUGUGGUGCACUUAUAACAAUUUAUGUUGGUGGAAUUGUUUUUAAUAAAUUAGCGCGACCAAAACAAAGAAUGAAAGUAUUAACAUUUAGUGAAAGAGCAGUAGUUGCACCACGUGAUGGACAAUUAUGUUUUAUGUUUAAAGUUGGAAGUAAUAUUAUUACUCAAUUAACACGUCCUGCUAUACGAGUUAUUUAUUAUAAAUUACAACCAACACAAUCAGGUGAUGUUAUACCAGUUGAAAACUUUGAUAUGGCUGUACAUCCUUCAAAUACAAAUUUAAUGUUAUUAUGUCCAUUAGUUAUUGAACAUAAAAUCGAUCAAUCAUCACCACUUUAUCCAAUAUCACCAAUAAAACUUUAUAAUUCGGAAGGUAAUGGUUCUGAUGCAUUUGAAGUUGUUGUUAUUAUUGAAGGAACAAUGGAGUCAACAGGUGAUGCAUGUCAAUAUCGAACUAGUUAUAAACCAAGAGAAAUUCUUUGGGGUUUUCGUUUUAAACAAACUAGUUUUACAUUUGAAGAUGGAAAAAUAAAUUUUGAUAUGACAUCAUUUGAAGAAUUUGAACCAGUUAAUAUGGAUAUUUAUAUUGGAAAAGGUAAAGGACCAAAAUUAUUUGCACCUGUUUUAUCACAUAAAAUUCAUCGACGAAGGAGACGAAAAAGAAGAUCGACUCAAGAACAUGAAUCGCCUGUACGCGUUAAUGCAUGA
This is a messenger RNA of Adineta steineri, 1128 nucleotides long. NCBI's taxonomy places the organism in Eukaryota, Metazoa, Rotifera, Eurotatoria, Adinetida, Adinetidae. The record is from the annotation of a GenBank genome assembly.